Molecule: messenger RNA, 432 nt
Organism: Meloidogyne enterolobii
Lineage: Eukaryota; Metazoa; Nematoda; Chromadorea; Rhabditida; Meloidogynidae
Source: the annotation of a GenBank genome assembly
AUGAUUAAGUUUUACGAUUUUUUUAGUUUUGAAUAUUUACAUUGCCAAAAUAAUUUAAAAAAGAAAAUGUCUCGACAAAUUAUCAAUGUCAAGGGUGCUGAUGGUAUUAUUGUUGGAAUUUCUCUUUCUCAAACAGGUGUACUGACACGUUCAGCUUUGGAAACUGCUUUUGCUAAUUCACUCUGUUUAAAAUAUAAGAAUGAAAUUUUUGGUUUUGAUCAAACUACAGAACAAUCAUAUAUUAUUGUCAAUUUUGAUGAAAAUGUAAAGGCUUUUAUAGAACCAGCUGGAGGUUGGAUGGGGAAAACUUACGAGGUUGUCUAUCGUGCUAAAGGUUAUUCAAUUUUUAAUGUUUUGCAUUAUCCUUCAAAAAUUAAUUUGCUGUUUCCAUUCCUGGCCUCUCUAGGUUUUGAAACGUACAUAACAGUCUAG